Messenger RNA from Dimorphilus gyrociliatus, 2968 nucleotides. The record is from the annotation of a GenBank genome assembly. NCBI's taxonomy places the organism in Eukaryota, Metazoa, Annelida, Polychaeta, Dinophilidae.
GAAGAUGGGAAGGAGAAAGAGAGAGAGAGAGAGAGGGAUAGAAGGAAGAAAUCUUCAGCAUUCAAUCAAAUCCAUGCUAAUUAUCAAAAUCUAUUCCAAAUGCGAAAAUACGAAGUCCACGAAUAAAAAGCAUGGCAACCAAUUGUUUGGAGAAUAUUUUGCUGAAUUACAUCUGUAACAAUUUGAAAUUAAUAAGUAGAAUAUGCAAAAAUCAAUCAUUAUAUCUACCUCAACAAGUUGGAAAUAAAAUUUUUGACUUCAUUAAUAAAGAAUAUAAACAAUUGGAUGAUGAUGAUUUGGAAUUUUUCUCUCCUGAUGUCUUAUCAUUAACACAUAUUUUAUUGAGGAGACAUCAGAUAAUAAAUGAAAAUUUUCCAACAUUUAUUAAUAAUCAUUCAUUGGAGUCUCUAGCACUGGAAGGAUUUUGUAAAAUUUGUAAUUUACUGAUUGGUAACUCUCUUCAAGAUCUUGAACUGAAAAGAUGCGAUUCUAUUGAUUGUAGCUGUUUUGAGGUAGAUAUAUGCAAUCUAAGAUCUCUCAAUAUACAAGAUAGUAAAAGCCUUAAACUGAUUAGUAGUAGUUUUAAAUUACUUGAAUUGUGCACGGAAUCUCUACAUAAAUUAACAUUAUCCAAUUGCCUUUUAACAGAUGUUGAAGGUCUAACACUAGGCAAUUUGUUAACAAGGUGUAAAUCAUUACAAGCAAUCGAUUUCAGUUGUAAUAAAGAUAUUGCUGAUAGUUGGUUACACAUAUUUGAUGGACUAAAUUCGUCUGCUAAGACACUUCAAAGUGUUGACCUCUCAAAUUGUCAUUUCACUGAAUAUCAAUUUGUUUUGUUAAGUGAUUUACUCAAUGAAUGUACUUGUCUACAAGAAUAUAGUAUGGAGAAUAUUGAUAUAAACAGAAGAGAAUUUAAUAGAAUGUGUAAUUCACUGAAAAAAUCAUCGCAUUCUCUUAAAAAUCUUAAUCUUUGCAACACUUUGAAGGAGAAACAUCACCUUGAUUUGUUGACGGAUUUACUAGUAAAAUGUAAUUGCCUGAAAAACAUCAAUUUAUCUAAUAACGAACAUUUUGGAAGUGAUUUUAUUGGAGUUUUUAAUGCACUAGAAUCGUCUUCAUCAAGUCUUUUAUCAAUUGAUAUAUCAUCUUGUUUCAAGGACGAAGAAAAUGAUAAUCCUUUGUCUAGUUUACUUUCACACUGUAGUUUACUUCGUAAAAUCAAGCUAAGUGGUAAUCAUUGGAACCAAGAAGGUUUUGAGAGAAUGUGUAAUGCAUUAAAAUCACCAUCAAGGAAUCUUCUAUCAAUUGAUGUGUCAUUGAAAAAUUUGGAUAAAAGCCUUUAUCGCCAUCUAGGCAGUUUUUUAUCAGAAUGUACAAAAUUACAAGAAAUUCAACUAUCCGAUAUAGGUCAGUCAGUUGAUAAAGAGUUUGAGAAAAUCUGCAACGGAUUAGAAUCAUCGUCUGAAACUCUUUUAUCGCUCAGUUUGCGUUCGUGCGAUAUAGAUGGAAACAAUGCUUUCCAUCUAAGUGAAUUACUCAUGAAAUGUACAUCGUUACAAAAAUAUAAACAUGAAGGAAGAGAAGCUGAUCUGUUACAAAACGAUUUUGAAAAUAUUUGCAAUGGACUAACAUUGUCAGCCAGAUCUCUUGUUGAAAUUGAUUUUUCAAAUGCUCCUAUCCUAGCUGUGGACAGUGAGAAUAGCUGUUUAAAUAAUUUGAUUUUUGAAUGUAAGGCAAUAAAAAUAGUCUACGUGCCAAAAAAUAUAGAUAUUACUCUUCUGGCUGUUAGGUUCAAAUCGUUAAAUCGUCAACUUCUCAUCAAUGACCAACUCUUUUAUAAUAUAAUUGGAAAUUUGAAUUUGAACCAUUCUGUUGAAAAUUUGAAAACAAUUUGUAAUUUCUUAAAAUCAUCAACGAAAUAUAUUUCAUCAGUUUGUUUAUGUAAUGCAGCAGGUGACAAACAUAUUGAGAUCUUAUGUGAUUUUUUUCGAGAAUGUCAUACUUUGCGAAGUAUCAGUCUGACAGACAGUUCUUUUGGAAGAGACUUUCACAGAGUAUGCAUGGCUUUAAAAUUAUCAUCUAAAAGUCUUCGAUCUAUCCAUCUAUGUGAUUGUAGUCUGGAGCAAGAGGAUUAUAAAUAUGUGGGUAGUUUACUAAGUGAGUGUAAAUCUCUUCAAGAAAUCAAACUAUCCUAUGAUGGAGGUUUAGAUGACGCAUUCAAGAUAAUAUGUAAUGGAUUAAAAAGCUCUUCCCAUUCGCUAUUGUCAAUUGAUUUUUCUCGUUGUGCCAUUUCCUAUUUGGAAUUUGAGCCUUUAUUAGAUUUAUUCGACGAAUGCGAAAGCUUGCAAAAAAUAGAUAUAUCAGGCCAUGAGGGAUUCGAUUCAGAACUUGCAAAUGUAUGUUCAAAAUUAAAUAAAUUUGCAAGCCAACUCUUGUUAAUUAAUUUGGGAAAUUGUGACGUUCAUAAUUUUUCUGAUGUGGAAGGGUUGCAAGAAUUUCUUUCACAAUGUUUUUCAGCCCAAAACGUUUCACUAUCGCUUACAAAACAUCAAUUUAGGGACAUUGAAGAAAGUGCUCUUGCUGACGGUUAUAGCUUUUCUCAUAUUGGAGAGCUUUUUGAUAAAUUUAUGGAUAGAAUGGAAUUUUCAAAAUCAACAAUUGUAAAUAUAGAUAUAAUGUAGAAAAAUUUGAAAUAUUUGUUGAAAAAGCAAACAGAAAGAUUUGUAAAAUAAAGAAGAGAAGAUAGUAGUAGACUUUUUUUUUUAAUUUUUCUCUACUUAAAACACAUGCUUGUGUUCUGAACUAGAAACUCAUUCACUCAAUACUAUAAAGAAAUAUUAUGGAAUAGAAUGCCACCCAAAAAAUUUGAAAACAAGUGAUGAUAUGAUGAAACCUAACAAAUCUUUACCAUAGCAACUGUGUAUGUUUUUUAAUGUUUUUUUCUGCUCAUAGAUGGCUCCACAAUCAA